Molecule: messenger RNA, 5474 nt
Organism: Maylandia zebra (zebra mbuna)
Lineage: Eukaryota; Metazoa; Chordata; Actinopteri; Cichliformes; Cichlidae
Gene: hs6st1a
Product: heparan sulfate 6-O-sulfotransferase 1a
Cellular component (GO): membrane
Molecular function (GO): heparan sulfate 6-sulfotransferase activity
Source: RefSeq, a predicted model, not a curated record
AGGUAGGUUUCGCGCUGCAUCCUGGGUACAUAGCUCCACUGUGAUGCAGUGAGCCUGUUGUGUUGACUGGACACCAAAGUAAAGUGAAACUGGAGCGGGUCGGCUCCGAGGGGCUCUCCGAGCGAGUUACGAUGCGUCUUUCACGGUGUUGAACGGUCGCGGUGAGCCAUGAGCCAACUUCGCCGGUCGCCUCGAAGCGGAAUUAGCCACUGUUGAGCCCCGAAAACGAUUCCUUCUCGGAGGGGGGAAAGCAAAAAUGAAGAAGCCGAGCGCCCUGCUCCCCGUUGCCGGCUUGACUGGGAAAUGGUAGCGUGCUGUAGGGACCGCACUGGGAAGGAUCAUGGUCGAGAGGAGCAGCAAAUUCUUGUUGAUCGUCGUCGGAUCCGUGUGUUUUAUGCUGAUUCUCUAUCAGUACGUGGCCCCCGGGGUGAUCAAUUUCGGCUCCCCGCACGGUUAUUUCACGGAAGAAGACGAGGGGGACAUCUUCCCCACUCCGGACCCCCACUACGUUAAGAAAUACUACUUCCCCGUUAGGGACCUGGAGAGGACGAUUGAUUUCCAAAUUAAAGGGGAGGACGUGAUCGUGUUUUUGCACAUCCAGAAGACCGGGGGGACUACCUUCGGUAGGCACCUGGUGCAGAAUGUCCGUCUGGAGGUCCCCUGCGACUGCAGACCGGGCCAGAAGAAGUGUACCUGCUACCGGCCGAACCGCAAGGAGACCUGGCUGUUCUCUCGGUUCUCCACCGGCUGGAGCUGCGGUUUACACGCAGACUGGACGGAGCUCACCAACUGUGUGCCAGGGGUCCUCAACAAGAAGGAGAACAAGCAGAAAUCCCUGAGAAAGUUCUACUACAUCACUCUGCUGAGGGACCCCGUGUCUCGCUACCUCAGCGAGUGGAGGCACGUGCAGCGGGGCGCCACGUGGAAAACCUCCCUGCACAUGUGCGAUGGACGAACCCCAACGCCCGAGGAGCUGCCCUCCUGCUACGAGGGGUCCGACUGGUCGGGGUGCACCCUGCAACAGUUCAUGGACUGUCCCUACAACCUGGCCAAUAACAGACAGGUUCGUAUGUUGGCGGACCUGAGUCUCGUAGGCUGCUACAACAUGUCCACAGUUCCAGAGAAGAAGAGGGCCCAGCUUCUCCUGGAGUCUGCCAAGAAGAACUUGCGAGACAUGGCCUUCUUUGGCUUGACGGAGUACCAGAGGAAAACACAGUUCCUCUUUGAACGAACCUUCAGGUUGCGCUUCAUCAGGCCUUUCAUGCAGUACAACAGCACGCGGGCUGCAGGGGUGGACCUGGACAACACUACGGUCCAGCGUAUAGAGGAGCUCAACGAGCUGGACAUGGAGCUGUACGACUACGCCAGGGACCUGUUCCAGCAGCGCUACCAGUAUACCAGACAGCAGGAGAGGCGGCAGCAGCGCAUCAAGAACCACAUGCAACAGAGCCACCAGGGCCUGGGCAUCAGCCUGUGGCCCUCCCGCAGCCAGCAGAGCUUGGUGUCGACACUGGAGGACGGGGACGGAGAGCGGGAGGAGGGCGAGGAGGGAGGUAGAACGGAGGAGGCGGGAAGCAGGCUCCCCACUGAGGACUACAUGAACCAGAUCAUCAACCGCUGGUAGCAGAAGAAUGAGAACAAAGAACAGACAUGCAUAUGUAAUGUGAAAUGCAAACACAUACACACACACUUACACUCACACACACUUACACUCACAGAAAGUGGCGCCUGCUUCAAAGACCCGACUGACUGGAAAAAAAAAAUACAAAAAAAAAGAAAACUGACUUUACCAGAGUUGGGCUGCGGGAAUCAGAAUCCGAGUGGGUUGCUAUGGAAACCUGAGCUUGGUCGAUUGCAUCAGCUCACAUUAUUGAGGUUUGCCCAGUUGUUAUUAGCGCCUGCUUGACCUUUCCUCCCCUGUGCAUUUCUUUGUCUCUCCCAUCAUCAUUACUGACUGAGCAGAGGAGAGAUAUUUUUAAAAGUCGCUGACAGCUGAGUAACCCAACCAGCACUCCCGCCUCCGCUCCUCCUUCUGUAUUCCUCUCCGUCUCUAUGGCCUGAUAUGGAGCAUGAGAAAAUGAAUUUAAGUCUGUGAAUUCCCGCUAAUCCUUGCAAAAAAAGAAAGAAAGAAAGAAAGAAAGAAAGAGGGAGAAAGGAGAAAAUAAAGGACCAGUCUACUUCCUGGAUUCUCCAAUUUCAAAGGAACUGGGAGAGCAAUGAAAAUGUGCUGAUUGCUGGGCCGAACAAAGAAAAAGGUGCGUCAGAGACUGCCCCAGAAAGAUGGAAAGAAAAGUUGUGUAAUAAAAGCUUUCCGCUUUACAAAUAAAAAAAUGAAAUAAAAAAAAAUCUGUCAUCUCACCCAUGAACAUGCUUUGGCCAUGAAAUAGUGACAUUCUCAUUUUAGGAUGAAUUUAUUUGUAUUUUUCCUUCUGUGUUGAUGCUUUUUUUUUUAAAAAAGCACAAUUGUAAUAACACUGAGACCAACAUUGCUGCCUAAAGAAAAGUAAUUCCUUUAUGUCUUUGUUUUUAUUUGUUUUAUAAGUCAAAGCAAAUGGAUUAGAUUGAUGUACUAUGGACCAUAGCCAUUACUGAAGCCUUGCUUCUUAGGGGUGGGAAUUUUUGUUUUUUGUUUUUCUAGUCAAGGUUUCCACAGCCCUUGUCGCUUGAUAAGUUCAUUAUUUCUCUUUUUUUUUGGUCUCCAUCCUGCAGAGAAUGACAGCCAAUUACAGCGCAGAAUCUCACAUAGGUGCGAGGAAAUCAAAGGGAGGGGAAAGGAGCAAGUGUGCUGCAGGUUGUUGCCAGGAACUGUGUGAGCGGCAAGCGCUUUGGAAGCCUUGACUCAGACAAAUGCUUGAGAUGGGAGCCAUGGAACUUCUGGUCACCAUGGCAAUGUGAGCUCUUAAUGCAGUGGGUGGCAUUUUCAGUUUCACCGUUUAUUCCCAUUUCUUUCUUUUACCUUCUGACUGCGUUGUAAAAGUAGCAGUCUCAAAGAAGCUUCCGCCCUACCUGCUGAAAGGGCGCCCACAGCGCCGGUGACCCGCGGUUCGUUAGUGGGAGCUGUCUUUUUACCCUGAAGAACGGACAGGGCGAGGUAGCAGUGCCUCUAUGUACUGGGAAUCAUAGUCACCAUAAUUAUUGCUGAUACUAUGUCUGCAUUACACUACAGUAAUUUCUCUGACUACUCGUGAGUCUGUGUGGAUGAGUGCAAUUCUGCAAGAGUGCGUGUGUUUGUGUAAAUAGUAUGUACAGUAUGCCUUUGAUUGGCGUAUGUGUAUGCCUUUGUAAAUAGUGUGCCUGACUGACUGACAGAGGAUGUGCGAUGAGUUUUGCGAGUGAGUGGCUUCAUGACCAAUUAUAAUGCCUUUUUUGUUUUUGUGGAGGGCAGCAUGUCAGAGCAGUGCGACCCUCACAGUGAUGCAAGCCAAUAAUACUCCCCUCCCCUCUCCUCCUCCCCCGCGACCUGUCCUUAACCCUUGUUUUUUUUUGUCUGUUACCCAUGAUGAGGCUACGUAUAAAGACUAUCAGUACGACCACUUAAAAUCCUAAUGUGCAUUUUUGUCAAUCAGUCAUAAGUAAGCUUAGUGGGAUUUUUCUCCUUUUGUGACCUUAGUUCCCCUCUAUGUUAUUCAGUGAUUUGGUCAUGUAGCGUUAUGUAUGCAAACUGCAGGAGGGAAUCCAAACGUGCUAUCCAGCAGCUGGCCGUAUCUUCAAAGGCUUUUCCACGUUCCCACAGGGGUCCGCUUUUUAACUGAAAAGUUAAAUAUUUGCAUGGGGAAGACUGAAAAACUAUUUCCACGCAGCGUGCCAGCUACUGGCACAGGUCGAGCAGGAAGCCUGUGGAAAGAUCGGAUUUAAAAUGCGUCUUUAGCCCAGGGUCAUCAUUUUAUUGUUUUCUACAGUAAGUAGCUGCUUGAGUCACCACAAAGAGAACUGGAGACACAACUUCUAUCCAGAUCACAGGUAAAAAGAAAAUUAGAUUUUGAGUUCAAAGCCCAAGGUUGCGUAGGACCUCUGACGUGGUCACAGAUGGGGCUCUAAUGGCAGCAGUUUCCAGUCAUCUGUAGCUAAUCGACAUUAAGUCCAUAGCAGCUGAGAGAUAUCUGCAAUUUUCUGUAUUCUGCCAAUGAUUGUUUCCUUUCUAUAACUGCUGGGAACUUAUCUGGUUAGCUGAACACGUCUCAGGAAUAUAAUCAAUACUUUAAGGUCAUCAAAUUAAUAGCGCCCAGCUCACUGAAAAAUAUGGUGCAAAGCUACAUCUGUUCAUUAUCACUUAAUCAAGACUUUGUGCUACAGUGGGAUUUCGCUUUAGGCUUGAGUUACAGGCUGGAAACAAUAAAUGUAUUUGUUUCACAUGCAUGGAAGGAAGCAUUUUGAAAGAAUUUGGGUUUAAAAGUGGAUUGGAGUUGGAAAAAAUCCCUCAUCGACCCUGCCUGCAAGCAAACACUGUCAGCAAUAAAGCGGGAAAACGAAGAGAAUGUAAAAGUGGGACGGGAAGAAUCUAAACUGAAUGUAGUCCGCUGUUUGUGUCCUCAGGCAAAGGAUGCAGGCAAACAACCUACUUUCCUGGUAUCCAAAUACAUAAGAUGAUUCAUCUGGUUGUUAACGUUAUUUUUUUUUUUUUUUUUUUUUGUAAACAAAGGGAACAAUUUAGCUGAAAUUUAACAGGCCGGAUCCUCCUGUCCUCCUGCAGAUCUCUUUAUUUGAUCAGCUCUGUUUAAAUCAGGGAUGAUUUAUGAAGGAGAAAAGAACAAGGGCGAGGGGGGAUGAUGAAAAUGUACUGGGACACAUCCAGAGUCAAUAUGCUUCUUUUAAAGUAAUGCAUUAGGGAGAGGAAAAAUGGUUAUAGAAUGAGAGAGCUCCCUUUUUCAUAUUUUUCCAUCUCAGUCAUUGUAUUCUUCAAACCGGAGAUUUUUAUUUAUUUUUUUCCCCCCCUAAGCUCCGGGCGUUUUGCCCACAACUUCUUUUUCAGAGUCACACUCACAUUAGUCCAUGUUUUGGCUCGAAACCAAUAAUAUCUGGCUCCGCAUUAGUGGUUUCGGAACAAAUAAGACACCAAUUCUGUAUCUCAAGAGCGUUUCAUUUUCAGCGUCCCAGUUUCAAGUGUAGUAGUCCUCAAAAACACUCCCCGUACCUGAACAGAGUGUGAGAGGAAAUCUCAAACCUUUCACCGAAAUGAUUCCAGUUACCGAUGCUCUGAAGCUAUGCUCAGAUUUUUGUGUCUGAUCUCUGUGUAUAUCUGAUGUCUUAACAGCAUUUUUCUUUGUGACAAUGAAGCAACCCGGGUGUCGCUAGCAUCAUGCUUUUUAUUUUUUUAAAGAGUGUGAUAGAGAUGUGUGUUGUUUGUUUUUGUUUUUGAGUUGGUGUGCAGUCUGUCUCUGGCUCCUUCUGUAUGCAUAUUUCUGGGAUUGUUUCUUAUGAUUGCAAAAAUGAAUCAUCAAGCCACCAAUUAAAAUAUUUCAUUUUUACAGACCGGG